Messenger RNA from Acanthoscelides obtectus, 537 nucleotides. Lineage: Eukaryota; Metazoa; Arthropoda; Insecta; Coleoptera; Chrysomelidae. The record is from the annotation of a GenBank genome assembly.
CGUCACUUGGCACAACAAGUCUAAACUUGUCCGUCGUUCAUAGCGCAUUCGUCCCUUAUAUCUAUCAAGUGUGAUCGUUAAGUUGGACAUCGAAUACUAUUUACUGAGUGAUUAAUAUUACGCAAAUAAUUAUGGAUCCUGAAAAUAGAGAUACUCCAGGUGGCUCAAACUACAGAGUAAUAUCUAGAAAAAGAUACGAUAAAAUGCAGGAACAGAACCUACCGAAUUUAGAAGAAAAAUUAAAUUAUUUGGAAAAUGGACUUUUAACACAUGGUGAUUAUAGUCAAGAGCAAAUAAGAGAGUUGAACCAUAAAUUUUCUUAUAUAAAAAGUGAAUUUAAAAGAUGGUCAAAAGGUAAGAGGCAAGAAGACAAAUUCUUAAAAGAAAAUGCUGAUUGGCUGCAAGGAACAUUCCAGAUACCUAAAUCUUCCCAUGGACGUGUUGGUCGACCAUUAAAACCAUUUAGUGAGUUAUCUGAGAGAAGUAGAAGGAGAAAAACAGAGCAACACUACGAAACACCGUAAGUAAAGAGGCUCU